AAAGCUUUAAAAGCCAUGAUUUGUGUCUAUGAACUAUUGGUUUUUCCUUGUUUUGCUCAUGACAUAUAAUCGUCUUUUAUCUCUUUGCUAUGGAUAUUUGUCAUUGGUGCUUCAAAAUGUAGGUUUUGUCACGCUUUCAAUAGUGUGUGAUACUGUAUUUCUGGGAAAGUGCAGACAAUUUGAUAUGUUGUCGAUUAACGUCAAUUUUAAAAAUAAAAGAGGGGCCGGUUCCUUGGCGCCAUUAACAAAUAAGAGGACGGAAAAUCGUCAACCUGCGGAAUGGAAGACACGUGCAGUGUAGUGCAGCACUGAAAAAAAUGGCGCUCUAUCUAUGAUAUUGAAUGUGCAAGACAUGUGGCAUGUUUUGUUUAGACAUUACCAAACAUUUGUGUACACGAACCCAUCAUCCAUCGAGGAAAUGGUGUCUUGUACGUUUGAUGUAUAUAAAUCGCCAAAUUGAUACUGGCUUUUACUUUGGUGUUGAUACAAAGCAAAUGUGUUGUGCUCUUUAAAUCAAUAUCAGUAUAUGCACUGCAUAGCCUAGUACGGCAAACCUUCGGAACGCGGUCCGUACUCAUCGGGAGAACUGUAGUCGAAAACGGCGUUGAAAAAAAAAUCCGCAUGUGCGCUUAGCAUAGAGCUCUAUGGUAAUUUAAACAGAGAUCCGUAUGAGAAGUUAGCAUAGAGCCCAAAGUCUAC
Molecule: messenger RNA, 699 nt
Organism: Zychaea mexicana
Lineage: Eukaryota; Fungi; Mucoromycota; Mucoromycetes; Mucorales; Lichtheimiaceae
Exons: 2
Coding region: 29-301 (90 amino acids)
Source: RefSeq, a predicted model, not a curated record